Molecule: messenger RNA, 1448 nt
Organism: Trichobilharzia regenti
Lineage: Eukaryota; Metazoa; Platyhelminthes; Trematoda; Strigeidida; Schistosomatidae
Source: the annotation of a GenBank genome assembly
GGAUGUGCUCAGGGAACUGGUGGUCAAAAUAUACGAGAUGUUUACCAAGACGGACCAGGAUUUGCUCCAAACGAGUUCGUCAUGUUCGUCGAGGCUGCAAACAAAGGAGCUUGUACUAGUGGGUCAACAUUGGCAUACGCCGGUCCAUGUGAAAUGCAUCCCACAACUGAUAGACCAAUUAUGGGAGCAAUCAACUUCUGUCCAGCGAAAAUGGAAGUAGAGGAACCUGGUAAAACGAUGUUGGUUGGAACAGCUAUUCACGAAAUGGGACAUGCUUUGGGAUUUGUGAAGACGAGUUUCGCUUUAAUGCGUGAUGAGAAUGGCAAUCCAAGAACGCCCAGAGAUCCUAAAACUGGCAAACCACGAAUGAAUCAAUUCAGACAUUAUGAACCAAGUGAAAACACUGUCAGACGAAUCAACCGCCCAUGGCUUUCAGCUGUAGGAUCAUUCCACAAACCAUUCUUAUCAUUCGUCACACCACGUCUAUUGGAGGAGGGACGUCGACACUACAACUGUCCAAAUCUCGAUGGAAUUGAUAUAGAGAAUGAAGGUGGUGAAGGAACAAUCGGUACACAUUUCGAAAAGCGGGUUGUCGGUGAUGAAAUCAUGGCAGGUGUCACAGGAGUGAAAGCAGUGACUUCACGACUGACAUUAGCUUUCUACCAAGAUUCUGGUUGGUGGGACGUCGACUACUCACUCGCGGAGAAAUGGGACUACGGAAAAGGCCUUGGCUGUAGCUUCGUAAUGGAAAGCUGCUAUGCGUAUAUGAACAGAAUGAAGCAACAGGGAAGAAGUAUUGAACCGUACUGUGAAGAACCGAGCUCUUUGAUGUGUUAUCACAAGAAAGCCUUUGGCAUAUGUGCAGUUUCCAGGUUCAACAGACAACUGCCUGCACCCGAACAAUAUUUCAGAGGUAUUCCUAACCAAGGAGGCACCUCUACACUUUCGGACCAUUGUCCUGUGAUUCAGCCGAUGAAAACAUUCUUCCAUGAACCAUUGAUGACGUAUUGCAAUCAUCAUUUGAAUAGACAACAUAUGCAAAGAGGAAACAUGUUCGGUCAAGACUUUGGCAAUAAUUCAAUAUGCGUUAGACACAGAGGACCUUGGGAGGCCAGGAUGAAUGGAAGAGUAUCAAGAGAUCCUCGGAUUUUGGCGACUUGCCAUCAGAUUUCAUGUUCUGGAGGCCUGAAAAUAAUUGUUAAUGGUCAACCAUUCCCCUGUCAGUCAGGUGUAGCAAGAAUAAAAACCAACCAGGUGACAGGAGAUGCUAUCUGCCCAAAUCCAAAUGAAGUUUGUGGACGUGGAAAGAAGUGAAAACUGGCGGGGACUACAAAGUCGGUCAUUGCUUUCUCAAGUUAUCCAGUUAACUUGAGUCAACUUGAGGUCGUUAUUACACUGCCCAAUUUAAACUACUCAAUGUAUUCACUGUUUUUCCUAACCAAUUCGCG